Molecule: messenger RNA, 8125 nt
Organism: Sardina pilchardus (European sardine)
Lineage: Eukaryota; Metazoa; Chordata; Actinopteri; Clupeiformes; Clupeidae
Gene: myo18aa
Product: myosin XVIIIAa
Exons: 46
Coding region: 290-7969 (2559 amino acids)
Biological process (GO): actomyosin structure organization
Cellular component (GO): cytoplasm; myosin II complex; myosin filament
Molecular function (GO): actin filament binding; cytoskeletal motor activity; ATP binding
Source: RefSeq, a predicted model, not a curated record
GGCAAGUAGUAGCCCAGUACAAAAAGUGCUACAGCGCACUGGCGCUCUCUCCCAAUGCAGUGAAUUUGCAAGGAGUUCUGAACACCUCCUCCCCAUCAUAUAGGUGUCUGUUUGUGGGAAAUACAAAUGCACUCAUGAAAUGGCACGAGCUGAGGAGAAGGCAACAGGGCGUAGAGUGACACCAUAUGGGAAGUAGCACCUGAGGCCCAGCCCCUGUAUGGGAUAGCUUUUCUGGAGCAGAGACACACACUGACGAUCACGGCGAGAGUGCAGCCUGUAGUAGCCAAACAUGUUCCACCUGAUCAAAAAAGACAAGGAGAAGUCCGAGAAGGAUGGAGGGAAGAAGGACAAGAAGGACAAGAAGGACAAGAAGGAGAGGAUGUCUGCGGCCGAGCUCAAGAGCCUGGAGGAGAUGGGCAUGAGGCGGGGGUUCUUCAACCUGCACCGGGGCGGCUCCAAGCGCGACUCCAAGGGCAAGCCGGAGAUCUCCAGCCCCAUCCCCAUCAAGGUGGUGGGCAACGCCGAGCUGAGCCUGAGCGGGCCAGACUACGAGCGCGCCCAGAGCCAGAGCUCGGGUCAGAUGAGCGCCAGCAGCUCCAGGGACGACCUGAAGAAGGACGCCUCGCAGGACGCCGCGUCCAGUCGGGCCUCCUCGAUCCGGGACCGGGCGGCCAAGUUCGGGCCCCUGACUAAGCAGAACUCCCAGGUGGGCCAGAUCAUGAAGCGGUUCUCCUUCUCCCAGAGGAGCAAAGAGGAGAGUCCGCCAGAGUCCACUGCUCAGUCGGGUCAGAACUCGGUCGCCGUGUCCCCCCACGUGGAGGACGGAGGGUCCGAGCCUCGCCCUCGACCCAAGGCGCCCAGUCCGCCCCUCCGCAUUCCCGAUGUGGUCGAGAAGACGUUCGCCGCGGACCUGCGGCUUCCGCCGGUGGUGGUCCCGGAGGUUCCUGAACCCCGGGAACUGGAACUCCAGCGCCGCACGACGGGCGACUUUGGCUUCUCGCUGCGCCGCACCACCAUGCUGGACCACCGGCCCGACGGCUCCGUCUACCGGCGCGUGGUCCACUUCGCCGAGCCCGGCUCGGGCAGCAAGGACCUGGCGCUGGGGCUGGUGCCCGGGGACCGGCUGGUGGAGAUCAACGGCCUGAACGUGGAGAGCAAGAACCGCGACGACAUCGUGGAGAUGAUCCGGCAGUCGGGCGACGUGGUGCGCCUCAAGGUGCAGGCCAUGAUGGAGCUGAGGGAGCUGAGCCGCUGCUGGCUCAGGAACAUGGAGGGAGGGGCCAGGGACGCAUGCGAGGUGAAAGCAGCUGCAGCAUCUCGUGGCCCCACUGCCCUGGCAGGAAAAGCCGCAGCCGGGAACACACUGUCUCAGGGCUCUACCCCACAGGUGGCGCCACAGCUAAUCCCUACAGAGGAGAACCACAAACGUCUCAAGGAGGUCCUCACCCUCGAGAAAACUGCCAAUGGUGCUUUGGCUAAGGCGAAGCCGGAAUUGGAUCCCGUGGCCAUCCUGCAGGCCUCUCACCAGGCCGCCACGCAACCUAAGGUGAAGACGGAGCAGCAGAUCGCUGCAGAGAAGGCGUGGUACGGAACUGAGAAAGUGUGGCUCGUCCACAAGGAUGGCUUCUCCCUCGCCACCCUGCUGAAGACGGAGGCUGGCAGUCUGCCAGAGGGGAAGGUGAAGAUCCGUCUGGAGCACGAUGGCUCCCUGCUGGAUGUGGACGAGGAUGACGUGGAGAAGGCCAACCCUCCAUCUCUGGACCGUGUGGAGGACCUGUCCUCGCUGCCCUACCUGAACGAGUCCAGCGUCAUGCACGCGUUGCGGCAGCGUUACGGCGGGAACCUCAUGCACACGUACGCCGGGCCCAACCUCCUGGUCAUCAACCCCGUCACCGCACCCGCCAUGUACUCCGAAAAGGUGAUGCACAUGUUUAAGGGCUGUCGUCGUGAAGACACAGCGCCACACAUCUACGGCGUGGCACAGUCGGCGUACCGCAACCUGUUGACCACGCGCCAGGACCAGUCCAUCGUGCUACUGGGCAAGACGGGCAGCGGCAAGACCACCAACUGCCAGCACCUGGUGCAGUACCUGGUAUCCAUGGCGGGCAGCUCGGGCAAAGCCUACUCUGCGGAGAAGUGGCAGGCGGUCUACACCAUCCUGGAGGCCUUUGGGAACGGCUCCACAGCCAUGAACAGCAACGCUAGUCACUUCUCCCACAUCGCCUUCCUAGACUUCGACCAGGCCGGACAGGUGGCCUCGGCCUCCAUCCAGACGAUGCUAUUGGAGAAGCUGCGUAUCGCCCGGCGACCAGAGGGAACCGCUGAGGGCACCUUUAACGUGUUCUACUACAUGAUGGCUGGAGUAGACGGAUCCCUCAAGACAGAGCUUCACUUUAACCACUUUGCAGAAAGCAGUGCCUUUGGAAUCAUGCCCCAAGCAAAGAGCGAGGACAAGCAGAAGUCAGCGCAGCAGUUCACUAAGCUGCAGGCUGCCAUGAAGGUGCUGGGCAUCUCUGCUGACGAGCAGAAGGCCUUCUGGCUCAUCUUGGGGGCCAUUUAUCACCUGGGAGCCGCUGGCGCCACCAAAGCCGGCCGUAAGCAGUUUGCGCGGCACGAGUGGGCCCAGAAGGCGGCCUACCUGCUGGGGGUGGGUCUGGACGAGCUCUCCUCCUCCAUCUUCAAGCACCAGGCCAAAGGCGCCAACCCGCGCCUCUCCGCCAUCCGCCAGGCCUCCGAGGACGCCGCUGACCCCUCAGGCCUGAAGGUCACAGCGCUGGAGUGUUUAGAGGCCAUGGCAUCGGCUCUGUAUGCUGAACUCUUCACGGUCCUCAUCUCGCUCAUCAACAGAGCGCUCAAGUCCAGUCAGAACUCGCUGUGCUCCAUUCUGAUCGUGGACGUGCCAGGCUUCCAGAACCCCCGGCAGGCCAAGCGGGAGCGAGGCGCCACCUUCGAGGAGCUGUGCCACAACUACGCCCAGGAGCGCCUGCAGAUACUGUUCCACGAGCGCACCUUCGUCAAGGAGCUGGAGAGAUACAAGGAGGAGAACAUCGAGAUCACGUUGGAUGACAUGGAGCCCAGCCCGUCGCUCUCUGUAGCAGCUGUGGACCAAACGUCGAGCCAAGCCCUGGUGCGUACGCUGUCCAGGACGGAUGAGGCUCGUGGUCUGCUGUGGCUGAUGGAGGAGGAGGCUGUGCAGCCCGGGGGCACUGAGGCCUCACUACUGGACCGACUCUUCAGCUACUACGGGCCCGCCGAGGGCCAGACCAAAGGCCACACCGUGCUGCUGAAGAGCGAGCGCCCGCAUCACUUCCUGUUGGGCCACAGCCAUGGCACUGAUUGGGUGGAGUACGACGCCCGCGGCUGGCUGGCGCACGCCAAGCACAACCCUGCCAGCCAGAACGCAGCCGUACUCCUGCAGAACUCUCAGAAGAAGUACAUCAGUGGACUUUUCAUCGGGCGCUCAGCGGGCACCACGGUGCUGGCGGGGUCCAUCGCGGGGCUGGAGGGCGGCUCUCAGCUGGCUCUGCGUCGGGCCACCAGCAUGAGGAAGUCCUUCACCACCGGCGUCGCCGCCGUCAAGAAGAAGUCCCUCUGCAUCCAGAUCAAACUGCAAGUGGACGCCUUGCUGGACACGGUGAAGCGCUCGCGGGUGCACUUCGUGCACUGCCUGCUGCCCAAAGUGGACGCCCUCCAGGGAGCGGAGACCCCAGACUCGGGCCUCAUGCAGCUGGACGUGAGCCUCCUCAGGGCCCAGCUCCGGGGCUCCAAGCUGCUGGACGCCAUGAGGAUCUACCGCCAAGGCUUCCCUGAUCAUAUGGUGUUUGCGGAGUUCCGUCGCAAGUUUGAUGUGUUGGCACCUCACCUGGGCAAGAAGCUGGGCCGCAACUAUAUCGUCAAGGACGAGAAAAGGGCUGCGGAGGAGCUGCUGGAGUCCCUGGAACUGGAGAAGAACAGCUAUCACAUGGGCUUAAGCAGGAUUUUCUUCCGGGCGGGAACGCUGGCUAAGUUGGAGGAGCAGCGGGACGAGCAGACCAGACGCAACAUCACCCUCUUCCAGGCAGCCUGCAGGGGAUACCUGGCCAGACAGGCCUUCAAGAAGAGGAAGAUCCAGGACCUGGCCAUCCGCUGCGUCCAGAAGAACAUCAAGAAGAGCCGCAAUGUGAAGGGCUGGCCGUGGUGGAAGAUGUUCACCAACGUGCGUCCACUCAUCGAGGUGCAGCUGACCGAGGAGCAGAUCAGAGGCAAAGACGACGAGAUCCAGCAAUUGAAGGGGAGGCUUGAGAAGGUGGAGAAGGAGAGGAACGAGCUCCGUCUCAACGGUGACCGACUGGAGAGCAGGAUCACUGAGCUGUCUGCAGAGCUGGCUGAUGAGAGGAACACUGGAGAGUCGGCGUCUCAGAUGCUGGAGACUGAGACGGCAGAGAGACUACGCCUGGAGAAGGACAUGAAGGACAUGCAGUCGAAGUUUGAGGCCAUAAAGAAGCAGAUGGAGGCCAUGGAGAUGGAGGUGAUGGAGGCACGACUGCUGCGGGCGUCAGAGCUCAACGGAGACCUCGACGACGAUGAUGAUGACACCGGAGGAGAGUGGAGGCUGAAGUAUGAGAGAGCGAUCCGUGAGAGUGACUUCACCAAGAAGCGUCUACAGCAGGAGUUUGAUGACAAGCUGGAGACGGAGAAAACAAGCAAGAGGCAGCUGGAGAGGAGGCUGGCAGACCUGCAGGCGGACCAGGACGAGUCUCAGCGCUCGCUGCAGCAGAUGAAGAAGAAGUGCCAGCGGCUGGGCUCUGAGCUGCAGGACACCAAGCUGCACCUGGAGGGACAGCAGAGCCGCAACCACGACCUGGAGAAGAAGCAGCGCAAGUUUGACGUGGAGCAGAGCCAUACUCAUGACGAGGUCCAGCGGGAGCGGACGAUGCGGGACAAACUGAGCCGAGAGAAGGACAUGCUGACCGGUGAGGUCUUCACACUUCGCCAGCAGCUCCAGGAUAAGGACAUGGAGCUGUGUGCGACCAGUCUGAAGGUGGAGCAGCUGGAGGCGGAGCUGCAGGACCUGACGUCCCAGGAGUCCAAGGACGAGGCCUCGCUGGCCAAGAUCAAGAAACAGCUGCGUGACCUUGAGGCCAAGGUCAAGGACCAGGAGGAGGAGCUGGACGAACAGGCCGGCACCAUCCAGAUGCUCGAGCAGGCUAAGCUGCGUUUGGAGAUGGAGAUGGAGAGGCUGCGCCAGCAGCACUCUAAAGAGAUUGAGGGCAAGGAUGAGGAGGUGGAGGAGAUCCGCCAGUCCUGCAGUAAGAAGCUGAAGCAGAUGGAGGUUCAGCUGGAGGAGGAGUACGACGACAAGCAGAAGGUGCUGAGGGAACGCAGAGACCUGGAGGCCAAGCUGAUCAAUGCCCAGGACCAGGUGAGCCACAGAGACGUGGAGACGGAGAAGCGCCUCAAGAAGGACCUGAAGCGCACCAAGGUGCUGCUGGCCGACGCCCAGAUCAUGCUGGACCACCUGAAGAACAACGCCCCCAGCAAGAGGGAGAUCUCCCAGCUCAAGAACCAGCUGGAGGAGUCGGAGUUCACGUGUGCAGCUGCAGUCAAGGCCCGCAAGUCCAUGGAGCUGGAGAUCGAGGACCUGCACAUCCAGAUGGAGGACAUCUCCAAGUCCAAGAUGUCGCUGGAUGAACAGUUGAGUCGUCUGCAGAAGGACAAGAACGACCUGCAGUCGCGUCAGGAGGAGGACCAGGAGGAGAUGAACGAGCUCAUGAAGAAGCACAAGGCCGCCGUCGCUCAGUCUGCGCGGGACCUGGCCCAGAUCAGUGACCUGCAGGCUCAGAUGGAGGAGCUCAUGAAGGAGAAGCAGGAGAUCCAGGAGAAGGUGCAGUCCCUGCAGAGCCAGCUGGAGUUCCAGGAGCAGUCGAUGGUGGAGAAGUCUCUGGUCAGCCGGCAGGAGGCCAAGAUCCGCGAGCUGGACACCAAGCUGGAGUACGAGCGCACGCAGAUCAAGCGCCUGGAGGGCCUGGUGACGCGUCUAAAGGAGAACCUGGAGAAGGUGGUGGAGGAACGUGACCACCGGGUGGCCGGGGAAAACCGGGAGAAGGAACAGAACAAGCGCAUGCAGCGGCAGGUGCGCGACCUGAAGGAGGAGAUGGCCGAGCUGUCCAAGAAAGAAGGCGAGGCCAGCCGCAAGAAGCACGAACUGGAAAUGGACAUUGAGAGUCUAGAGGCAGCCAAUCAGAGCCUUCAGGCUGACCUUAAGUUGGCCUUCAAGAGGAUCGGAGACCUGCAGGCCGCCAUUGAGGACGACAUGGCGAGCGACGAUAACGAUGACCUCAUCAGCAGUUUACAAGACAUGGUGACAAAGUAUCAGAAAAGAAAGAACAAAACCGGAGAUGACUCCGACAUGGACUCGGAGGUGGAGGACCGCGUGGACGGGGUGAAGUCGUGGCUGUCCAAGAAUAAAGGCUCCACCAAGACCCUGUCGGACGAGGGCAGUCUGAAGGGCUCCAGAUAUGCUGUUAAUGUGGACGCUAAGGAAGGGAAAGAGGGGCUGGAGGGGAAGGAGCCCGUGAAGGAGGCCAAAGAGCCGGAGCGCUCGGCCACCGCCAUGAGCUCCCUGAGCUACAGGAAGCGCUCCAACCUCAAGGACUCCAUCGGGGGCACGGGCGACGAGAGCUCCCUCUUCAGCACCCUGAAGGACCAGUCGGACACCAUUGACCGCUCCUCGCUGCGCAAGGCCAAGUCCAAGGCAGACAAGCCCGGCGACGACAUGGACGACCGAGGCUCGGUCAUCUCGCAGGCGUACUCGGAGGCCACCAGCCGCGCCAGGAAGGGCCUGGACCGGCGCUGGACGUCGGCGCGCAGCAGCCCGGAGUUGGACAAGGAGUCCAGCCUGUCGUCGCUGGGGCCCAGCCGCAUGUCGUCGCGCCGCGGGAUGGACCCGGGCGACUUCGACGACGACGACGACGUCAAGUCCAGCGUGAGCGGCUACAGCGCGCGGCGGAGCGGCUCGUGGAUGGACGAGAGCCCCACGCUGAGCCGCAGGGCGGGAGGAGGAGGAGGAGGAUCGCGCAGCCCCGGGAGCGUCAGCCGCGCCGACUCCCGCAUCUCCCUGGCGCGCAGCAGCCGCCUGAGCGAGUUCGGCCUGCGGCUGGACGACGACGAGGACGACGAGCGCAUGAGCGUGGCCUACAGCGAGGGGGGCGUGUCCUCCGUGCGCUCGCUGGGACGCAGCCUGUCCACGCCGGACGCCUCCUCCUCGGCGGCCGUGGGCGACCUCGGCGACGUCAAGUCCGUCGGCCACCGCAACUACCUGGACCCCGACCUGGAGAAGGCCAUCAACGAGGUGCUGAGCUUCAAGCCCAUCAAAUUCAAGCGCCGGAGCCUCGAGGACUCGGACGGCGAGGAGGAGGACGAGGAGGUCGGCGGCGGCGGAGAGGCGGACGAGAGGAAGAGCAGCGUCCGGGCCGGCGGCGGGCCGGACACGGACGAGGGUCUGGGCCGCAGCAUGUCCAGCGUGCGCCGCUCGGCCUCGGGCUCCGCGCUGGACUACGGCCGGCCGUCCAGCACCAUGAGCUCGCGCAGCGGCCGCCACAAGAGCAAGAAGAAGAGCCGCGCGUCCCAGUCGGAGAGCUCGUCCGAGGACGACCACCGGCACCGGCGCGGCGGCGGAGGAGGAGGCUCCUCCCGCAAGAAGGCCAAGAAGUCGUCCCGCAAGAGCUCCAGGAAGAACAAGUCGUCCUCCGAGUCGGAGUCGUCCGACUCGUCCUCCGAGUCCAGCUCGUCCAGCGCCUGUUCCGCCAUCUCGUACCGAAGCUCCAACAGCGUGAAGAAGGGACCCGGCCGCAGGGGCGAGGAGGCGCAUGACGACGGACCGGAUGGCACCGGCCCCGAACGCCCCCUGAGCAAGAAGGAGGAGAAGAAGAAGCAGAAGAAGAUGGACACUAUGGUGAUGAAGUACCUGUACAAGCCAGAGAGCGACUAACGCAACGCUAGACCAGAGCCCCCCGCUGUAUCGCAGGCAUUUUUCUACCCCCCAUGCUGAUGAUGACAUCACGGAGGAGGAACCCCCCAGUGCCGAGCCGUCCCAACAGACCCUCCUCCACGACGGUGACCACGACCCCGACAAGCCCUCAGAGAC